This is a messenger RNA of Alosa sapidissima (American shad), 4255 nucleotides long. RefSeq names its product matrix metallopeptidase 16b (membrane-inserted) (gene mmp16b). Gene Ontology annotation, cellular component: extracellular matrix. The coding region runs from base 318 to 2174 and encodes 618 amino acids. The transcript has 10 exons. Gene Ontology annotation, molecular function: metalloendopeptidase activity; zinc ion binding. Gene Ontology annotation, biological process: collagen catabolic process; proteolysis; extracellular matrix organization. Lineage: Eukaryota; Metazoa; Chordata; Actinopteri; Clupeiformes; Clupeidae. The record is from RefSeq and is a predicted model, not a curated record.
UAUCAUCGCAUACGCGCAUAAAUGUUGCUUGCAGGAAGGCAGACUGGGCAACUGGGAAGGUGACUGUCAAGAGCAGCGGAAAUGCGUUGCCAAGAUAAUCGAGCCUGGCAUCAAAAAUCGGAGAUGGAGUGUGGUUAACCAUUCCGCAGCUCCAGUGCAGUUUCAUGGAUGCAUGUCUUCCAUGCCUCAACACUCGUCUGUGUAGGUCGCAGCAUCUCUCGGAUCCUAAUGGCUUUUCUCAUCUGACGCGCGAGGAUUUCUGGACAACACCUCGACAGAUUUUGUAUUUACUCUAGCAUCGCACAUAAAACAUAAACAUGAUUUUUAAAUCAUUCCAUAAGCGGAAAAGACUACAUACAUGUGCAGGAGUGCUAUGGUUGCAUACUUCGCUUUGGAUUUUAUGUGCCGUGUCCGGAGAAGAGCAUCGCUUCAGCGUGGAGGCUUGGCUGCAGAAGUAUGGCUAUCUCCCCCACACAGAACCUGGAAUGGCUGCGUUGCGCUCAGCGCAGACCAUGCAUUCAGCCAUUGCUGCCAUGCAACGCCUUUAUGGCCUUAAUGUCACUGGGACACUGAACAGAAACACCAUAAGCUGGAUGAGAAGGCCUCGGUGCGGAGUCCCGGACCAGCUCAGGGACGUGUCCAGUUCCGGCUCCCGGUCCCGCAAGCGGCGCUACGCCCUGACGGGCCAGAAGUGGCAGCAUGCGCACAUCACAUACAGCCUAAAGAAUUUCACACCCAAGGUGGGAAACCAAGAGACACACGCCGCCAUUCGCCGGGCGUUCGACGUGUGGCAGGGCGUGACGCCGCUGCGCUUCGAGGCAGUGCCGUACAGCGCUCUGGAGAGUGGCAAGCGAGAGGUGGACAUCACCAUCAUCUUCGCCUCAGGUUUCCAUGGCGACAGCUCCCCCUUUGACGGCGAGGGGGGCUUCCUGGCUCAUGCCUACUUCCCGGGCCCUGGCAUCGGCGGGGACACCCACUUCGACUCGGACGAGCCCUGGACCCUUGGAAACCCUAACCAUGAUGGCAAUGACCUCUUCCUGGUGGCAGUGCAUGAGUUAGGCCACGCUCUUGGACUGGAACACUCCAACGACCCCACUGCCAUCAUGGCCCCCUUUUAUCAGUACAUGGACACAGAGAGCUUCAAGCUACCGCAUGAUGAUCUACAAGGCAUUCAGAAGAUCUAUGGUCCUCCAGACAAGAACCCCCAGCCAACCAGGCUGCUGACCACAGCAGCACCUCCACGCCAGCUGCCGCCCUCGGACCCUCGCAAGCCCGACCGCCAGAGCCGACCCCACCGGCCCCCGCAGAAGACAAAGACCACGAACCAAAACUCGAAGCCGAAUAUCUGUGAUGGUGGAUUCAACACCCUAGCCAUCCUGAGAAAGGAACUGUUCGUUUUUAAGGACCAGUGGUUCUGGAGGGUGCGAGAUAACUCAGUGGUGCCGGGCUAUCCAAUGCAGAUCAAUUACUUCUGGAGAGGACUGCCUCCCAAGAUUGAUGCAGUCUAUGAGAACAGCGAAGGGAAGUUUGUUUUCUUUAAAGGGAACCGCUUCUGGGUAUUCAAAGACACCACCCUGCAGCCUACGUAUCCUAAGGAUAUCUCCCUGUUUGGCACUGGGAUGCCCACUCAGAGCAUCGAGACGGCCGUCUGGUGGGAGGAACCUGCUAAGACAUACUUCUUCAAAGGAGACAGAUACUGGAGAUAUAAUGAGGAAUUGAGGACCAUGGAUCCUGGCUACCCCAAACCCAUUACUGUUUGGAAGGGUAUCCCAGAAUCCCCACAGGGCGCCUUUGUGGACAAAGCAAAUGGAUUUACGUAUUUCUAUAAGGGGAAGGAGUAUUGGAAGUUCAACAACGAGAGGCUACGAGUAGAGCCGGGCUAUCCACGCUCCAUCCUGCGCGACUUCAUGGGCUGCGACCACAUCCCCAUCGACCCAGACACGGACUGGGCGCCGCCGCAGCAGGAGGAGCACCAGUACGACCCCGAGGACAUGGACGUCAUCAUCAAGCUAGAGAGCGCGGCCGGCGGCACGGAGAAAGCGGUGGCCAUCGCCAUCCCCUGCAUCCUGGCGCUGUGUAUGAUGGUCCUCCUCUACACCGUGUUCCGUUUCAAGAGGAAGGACACCCAGCGCCACAUACUGUACUGCAAGCGCUCUAUGCAGGAGUGGGUGUGAGAGUGGGACGGCUGCACCACGCGGAGGAGCAGAGUUGUCCAUCCAAGUGCCCCCCCCCCCACACACACACACACACACACACACACACUCCCCACACACACACACAGUCUCACCCGCCCAAUGUCCGCCCCCCAAUCCCCCCACCCCAGGUUAAGACCACCUAGCUGCUCUUGCUGAUUGGGUGUUUAGCAGCUGGCAGAGUAGUCUUGCCAUGGAAUCUUUGGGUUUAGGCUAGGUCAGGUCAUUUGGUGUGAAGACCAGGCCGUGCUGGUUGACUAUGGACAGGAAUGGGAUUCCGUCUUUUGGGAUGAAGGUGUUGGCUCUUCCUUCCAAAUACGAGGACAAGACCUGAGUGUGCAAAGCCAUGUUGGACCUACGGCUUUCUUCAAAAUGAAACGACUACACUGACAAUAAAGAGCUGAAGACAGGACUUCUCUCUCUUCUGUACACUGUAGGUACAUCAUUUUGAGUGUGGGCUUGAGUGUCCCUCUAAAAACUGUGGAUGCAGACUGACAACUGAACCAAAUAUGACCUUACUUUCCAAAGAGGAUUGCUUUCGUUUUAUGUUUCUCUCAUCGAUGCUUAUUAUCGUCUCAUUUUAUUGUAUUUUUUUGUUUAUCUUUGCUCUUGCCUGAGGUAGUAACUGAGAGCUGGAGAUUGUAGACUGUUGAAGGAGUCUGUCAAAAACAGGUCCAAACUCUACCUGCAAUAUUUUUUGAAUGCCUUAAAUUCACAAAUUACUUUAUUCUGUGUAUAUCUCUAAGUGUAUUUAUGUAGAUUGACAUUUUGUGUCACAGUGUGUAUAUACAGUAUGCAGUGUGUGUGUGUGUGUGUGUGUGUGUGUGUGUGUGUGUGUGUGUGUGUGUGUGUGUGUGUGUGUGUGUGUGUGUGUGUGUGUGUGUGCGCGUGCACGCGCGCGCAUGCUCCACAAGGUGAGCUAUUCAGAUGGAAGAUUUUACUGUAUAGGUUACCUCACCUCUGACUUGCUGUUCCUUGGAGCAGUCCAGUGGUUUAGGGUGUUAAUUAGCACACUACAAGUGCAUAAGGAUCAGCCAGGUAAUCAGUGAUCAGUAGAAUCGUAAGCACCAACACCUUUAGCCUUGUUGCCAUCUGGAGGAAAGAUAAAAGGCUUUCAUUCUUUAGUGACUCAUGAUGUUUAUUGUUCAGUCUCUUAAUGCAGAAAUAUGAUGGAGAAGUUAUUCAUCAUGCAUACAAUGCACUUGUAUAGUGCUAUGAUACAUAUACAAACAGACAAAUCCCAGUAAUUAUGCAUGAAGUCAGAUUUCAAUUGUUUCAUGCCUCAUAAUAAUUUCAUGACGAGUUGAUAAUUCAUAACUUGCUUUGUCUCGAAAGCAAAGCUGACAUAAUGGGUGUAGUGAAGAAUAGUACAAAUGACUGUUAUAGAAAAUACUGGACAGAAAAAAAACAUUCCUCAUAUGGUUUGUGUUUAAAUGUGAAUAGAAAGAAAUAUUAUAUUAUAAAAAUCAACUUCUCCUGGUUGAACAUACUUUUUAACGUGGGAGCAGAAUGAUAUGCACUGGUCAGUUGCCUUCCUUUAUAAAAAAUCAUUUAGCAUUUGAUAUGUUUUAGAAAAUCAAACUAACCGAUUCAUAUCAGUUUUUUUGUAACUCUGCAUUAUAAGACUAAACAGAAAUAGCAAUCCUCUAACAUGAUCAUGUGCGGUGUACUUAGAAUCCAGACGUCUCUUGGUCACACACCCAAAUGAAUGUGUGAAUUUCAUUUUGUGUGUGAUGUUUACUUAUGUUUUUUGAACGUGAGGAACCUACUCCAUUUUGCCUUGCAACUCAGUGAGUACUGUACAUGUAUAUUUGAACAUGUUGUAAAUAUUUCAUGUAGUGUAGACUUGAUAUGAAUAGGUGUGUGGCAGGCUGUCAGUGGAGUAUGAGAGAAGUCUUCUGCCAUACAGACGACCUAUUCAACAUCACUGUUGACAUGUGGCAUUGCAGACAUAAUCCACAAAACUUGCUGAUGCCCUUUAUGGAUGUUGUCAUCAUUUGAUUCUGAUUUUUAUUUAUUAGACUUAGUGAAGGAUGUUUAAUGAGCCAAAAUAGUUCAAUAAA